GGGAGCCUCUGAUUACGUAAUUUGCAAUGGGGAAGAAAAAAAAGGAAACAAAUAAAUUCGAAUGGGAGAAGCCGUUAAAACCGUUAGCUGAAACGGAGGGCCUGGAGCCAGGUAAACAAUCAUCCUAAGUCGCCCUUUUUGUCUGCCAGUGAGACUGUGCUCCACUCUACAGGAGGAAUAUCUUCACUCCAAGCAGAUACUUCCUCAGGCCCAGCUGCCAAAGCAAUUUUGUUGCAGUCAUAGAAACUUUUGUCCAGCUUUCAAGCAACAAACAAGUACAGGCUGACUGGUAUUUUAACAAAGUCUAAACUAUGAAAAAAGGGUCUAAUCAGAAAUCAUCCAAACAAAACCAGCAGACUGUUGCAACGACUACUUGUAAGAAAUUGUUCUUUAAAUUUUCUAAACAGAAGAAACGCAACAGUCAAGGGGACUUUGUAAAACUAUUUCCAUUAGAAGUCAGCUUAAAGAUCUUUAGCAAACUUGACAUUCAGAGUUUGUGCAAUGCAGCAAUAACUUGCAAAAGUUGGAACCAAACCAUUGAGCACUAUGAUGAUUUAUGGAAACACCACUGUUUAAAUAUAAGAGCUGUCUGUCAGCGAGAGGUUGAUGGUGACAGAGGAAAAGGGUACUCAUGGAAAGUCACACUGCAUAGAAACUACUGGAAAAGCAAAGUAAAGUAUGACUGGCUGAGUGGAAAAUAUAGCAAUAUUCAGUCACGGAGUAAUUUACCAGAAAAAUGUAUGUAUCCCAUGGAUGUAGAUACCUGGGGAGAAAUCUUGGAAGCUGAAUUGGAAAGAGUUUUAUACAGAGGAAAUUAGAGAGGAAUUUGUGUGUGCAUUUGUGUGCGUGUGUGUGUGUGUGUGCGCGCGCGCACACAUAUAUAUGUGUACCUUUUCUGUAGUUUGGUUUGUGAUUGCUUUAUAUAUGUUUAUUUAAUUUUACACUUUCAGAAUUGUAAAUAUUUUAAUUAUUACAUAAUUUGAAAUGCUAUAUGUAAAAAUGUUUCUUGAUGCUCAUAAAGCACUUUAUAAAUAAUGUCAAAUAUUUUAUAAGCUGGUGGCUUAGUCUGCUAGUGGUCCUUCCAAAUGGUUAGAACUGCUAUUCCUUUCAAUGCAAGCUUGCAAGUCCAUUAAUGGAAAUGAUGGAAACUGUAAUGUAAAAGCUAUGGAGGAUAUAGGUUACCUAUCCUUAAAGUAUAUUGAUUUAGAAGAUUUUUGCUGAAUAGUCUGAUUUAUCUUUACACUGGUCUUUGAUCAAAAUAAAGAAUGGUUGACUAAUCUGAUUUAUCUGUUUAUAAACAUUUUGUUUCAAGAUUGCAAUUAAAGGUAUUGAAUUAAAAUUAAAUUUCACUGCAGUUUUUAAAUUUUAAAAUAGGCCUAUAUAAGUGUGUGUUUAGAUUUAUAGAUAAGGAUUAAAAUCCAAAAUCAUUACUCAAAAUUGUGAUAUGGUGUUUUUAUCCACAAAGCCUAAUUGUCAUAGCAUAGUUCUUUAGACUACACAGUAUCAUAUUAGACAAUGGAACAGAAUUCUGAAAAUUCUGCAGAGGAAAUACUUAUUAUUUUAUCACAAACCAAAUUUAUGAAAAUUUAACCUACAAAUGAUUCGUAUCAAAACCUUAGUGAGAACUAAGCUCACAGCCUACUAAUUACACUUCCUUCUAAGUUCAUUAGACCAAUGUCAACUUUAAGCAAAAAAAAUAUAUCCCUUCAAAAAAAAAGCAACUGAUAUUUUCACAGCAAUUUCAAAUCUGAAAGGGUUAAUAGAAUCAAGAAUCACAAUAUUUUGUGAUAGCCAACUAUUUCUUCACCUGCACAUCUUUGAAUCUACUUUCCUCUCACCCCAAACUAAGUUUUUGGUAAGUAUCCAGGGAGUGGGGAUCUGAUAAACUUUGUGGGCAAUGUGAUACUGGGCUUUAGCAAAAAAGGAAGUAAUUGACAGGUCUGCAACAGUAUUGUAAAUUCCUUUCUUCAUUUGUUGCAGUUGUUGUUGGCCCUUUCCUACUAUGGCUCUGUAAGAUUUCCUAUUGGCUUAGUUUCCUCUUUUUACAAGAGGCAAUUUUAGGGGACAAGAGGGAGGCAAGAAAAAUGUAUUGCAUCAGCUUUUCUUGAAAUUUUCCUUUUGUGUCACUUCAAUGACCUGUUUCUUUCCAUUCUUUCUUCACUUUAACUUUUUUAAUCUUGAGGAAUUUGAAUUCUUUAAAAUACCCAAAAAUAUGUAACACGAUUAUCAGCAAUUAUAACCAGAGAAUAUUAAAUUAAUAAUAAGCACUGUGGCUGGGUUAGCAUUCUUACAAAUGUAUUAACAUCUGACAGUGUACUAACAUCCAAAGUUUGAGACUGUGUUUAAUGAAAACAUGAGUACAUUUGUAACAAGCUGUCCUUAACUUUAUACCACAGACAUUCAUUGAAGGUAAACUAGAACAUAACAAAUUAUUUUUAGUUUGUAUAAGCGAAAUAGCUAAAUAAGAAGAUUAUAUUACAGUGUAUGAUCACAAUCAUUUGAUCAAUUUGGAGUAUGAAAUUUAUUUUAUCUGAACUUCUUGACUGAGGAAGUCUAAAUUUCUCUCAGUAGAAAGAUAGCAAUAGCACUUAACAAUAGCACUUAGACUUAUAUACCAUUUGUCAGGUCCCCAAUUCCUUACUGUUUUCCUUGCACAUAUACUCUUGUGCUCUUGUUUUAGGACCUGCCAUUUUGCUGGGGGGGAGGGGAGAUACUUGCUUUCGCUUGGGAUAACUUUCGCUUUCUAUUUUUCCUCUCUUGCCUCUAUCCACUUGAGAAAGGAAUGUGUCUCCCUUAUCAGGGAGACGGUUACAGAGAAACGAAAUUGGAGAAGAUCUUGAGAUGCGCGCCCACUGUGCCA
This is a messenger RNA of Crotalus tigris (Tiger rattlesnake), 2860 nucleotides long. RefSeq names its product F-box protein 48 (gene FBXO48). The transcript is spliced from 4 exons. Gene Ontology annotation, molecular function: protein binding. NCBI's taxonomy places the organism in Eukaryota, Metazoa, Chordata, Lepidosauria, Squamata, Viperidae. The coding region runs from base 312 to 818 and encodes 168 amino acids. The record is from RefSeq and is a predicted model, not a curated record.